CCUUCCUAGACUAUCCUGGGAGAAACUCAGGAGGAAGAUGACGAGAUUCUGCCACGUAAGGACUAUGAGAGCUUGGACUAUGACCGCUGCAUCAACGAACCCUACUUGGAAGUGCUGGAAAAUUUAGAAAACAGGAAAGCCCGGCGGUACGAAGCGGUGAAGUGGUUUAUGGUUUUUGCUAUUGGAGUUUGUACUGGACUGGUGGGCCUCUUUGUGGACUUUUUCGUCCGGCUCUUCUCCCAACUGAAGUUCCGGGUGGUUCAGAGCUCGGUGGAGGAAUGCAGUGAGAAAGGCUGCCUGGCUGUCUCCCUGCUGGAGCUGUUGGGCUUCAACCUGACCUUCGUCUUCUUGGCCAGUCUGCUCGUCUUGAUCCAGCCUGUGGCCACCGGCUCUGGCAUCCCAGAGAUCAAAUGCUACUUGAACGGGGUGAAGGUGCCAGGAAUCGUUCGGCUCCGAACUCUGGUGUGCAAAGCGCUUGGCGUGCUCUUCAGCGUGGCUGGAGGUCUCUUCGUAGGGAAGGAGGGACCCAUGAUACACAGUGGAGCCGUGGUAGGGGCUGGCUUACCUCAGUUCCAGAGCAUCUCCUUAAAGAAGAUCCAGUUUAACUUUCCUUAUUUCCGCAGCGACAGGGACAAAAGGGACUUCGUGUCUGCAGGAGCUGCGGCCGGGGUGGCUGCAGCUUUCGGCGCCCCGAUUGGGGGCACGCUGUUCAGCUUAGAGGAAGGUUCGUCCUUCUGGAACCAGGGCCUGACAUGGAAAGUGCUGUUCUGUUCCAUGUCGGCCACCUUCACCCUGAACUUCUUCCGUUCUGGAAUUCAGUUUGGAAGCUGGGGAUCCUUCCAACUCCCAGGUUUGCUGAACUUUGGGGAGUUUAAGUGCUCGGAGUCUGACAAGAAAUGCCACCUGUGGACAGUCGUGGACUUGGGCUUCUUCAUCCUGAUGGGGGUCAUGGGGGGCCUCCUGGGGGCCACCUUCAACUGCAUCAACAAGAGGCUGGCCAAGUACCGCAUGCGGAACGUGCACCCCAAGCCCAAGCUGGUCAGAGUCUUGGAGAGCCUGCUGGUGUGUCUAACGACCACCCUUGUGGUGUUUGUCGCUUCCAUGGUUCUAGGGGAAUGCCGCCCGAUGUCUUCCGCCGGCCACGGGGAGAACGGCUCUUUGGGCUUGCAGGACUCCUCCUCUGAAGAAGUAAAUACGAGCAUCAAGUUCUUUUUCUGCCCCAACGACACUUACAAUGACAUGGCGACGCUUUUCUUCAACCCGCAAGAGUCGGCCAUCUUGCAGCUCUUCCACCAGGAGGGUACUUUCAGCCCAGUCACACUUUCCCUGUUCUUCCUUCUCUAUUUCUUACUCUCCUGUUGGACCUAUGGGAUUUCUGUGCCCAGCGGCCUCUUUGUGCCGUCGCUGCUCUGUGGGGCCGCCUUUGGACGCCUAGUCGCCAACCUCCUCAAAAGCUACAUUGGCUUGGACCACAUCUAUUCGGGGACCUUCGCACUGAUCGGAGCUGCCGCUUUCCUGGGCGGGGUGGUCCGCAUGACCAUCAGCCUCACCGUUAUCCUGAUCGAGUCCACCAAUGAGAUCAGCUACGGGCUCCCGAUCAUGGUCACCCUCAUGGUAGCCAAGUGGACCGGGGACUUCUUUAACAAGGGCAUCUACGACAUCCAUGUGAACUUGCGAGGGGUGCCGCUUCUGGAAUGGGAAACGGAAGCAGAAAUGGACAAGCUCAGAGCCAGUGAUAUCAUGGAGCCCAACCUGAUGUAUGUUUACCCCCACACACGGAUACAGUCCCUGGUGAGCAUCCUGCGCACCACGGUCCAUCACGCCUUUCCUGUGGUCACAGAAAACCGGGCCUAUGAGAGGGAAUUCAUGAAGUGGGACCAGCUGAUCAGCAACAACAUCAAAUUCAAGAAGUCCAGCAUCCUGACUAGGGCCGGGGAGCAGCGCAAACGCAGCCAGUCCAUGAAAUCCUACCCGUCGAGCGAACUGCGCAACGUAUGUGAUGACCACGUUGUGGCGGAAGAACCUCCGGAGACGGAAGACAUGCUGCAGCAGAUGCUGGAGCGGAGGUACACUCCGUAUCCUAACCUUUACCCAGACCAGUCACCCAGCGAGGAAUGGACGAUGGAAGAGCGCUUCCGGCCUCUGACCUUCCACGGCCUGAUCUUGCGCUCGCAGCUGGUCACCUUGCUGGUGCGGGGUGUCUGUUACUCGGAGGGUCAGUCGAGCGCCAGCCAGCCUCGUCUCUCCUACGCCGAGAUGGCUGAGGAUUACCCCCGCUACCCCGACAUCCACGACCUGGACCUCACCCUGCUGAACCCCCGGAUGAUUGUGGACGUGACCCCCUAUAUGAACCCGUCUCCGUUCAGCGUCUCGCCCAACACUCACGUCUCUCAAGUAUUCAAUCUCUUCAGGACGAUGGGGCUCCGGCAUUUGCCAGUCGUCAACGCUGUUGGGGAGAUCGUCGGCAUCAUUACCCGGCACAACCUGACUCACGAAUACCUGCAGGCGAGGCUCCGUCAGCACUACCAGACCAUCUGACCACUUCCGACCCCUCUCCUCUCCACAUCUCUCUCUGCUUCCUUCCCUGGAGGUUCCCCAGGUCCUUUACAAAACUGGACGGGUUGCGAUGUCUACCUUGCGAUGUCCAACCAUCAGCCAGGAAACAAAGAAGCCGUAGAAGAUUCUCCCUUCAUUGGCUGGUUCUUGGGGGCUUGCUGCCUGGCAUUAAAGGGCAUCCACCCCCCCUGUUCCGGUGAGGCUUUGGAACCACGUGGCUGGAACGUUUCACUGGCCAGUUCUGUGGACGUACGAUGAGAACGCUCAUCCUUCUGCCGCAUCCCAGACAGAAGGAAUCCCAUCCUUCUGUUUCCUCUUUGACUUUUCUGCAUAUGCUGCCUUACUGCACACCUGGCUUGCUGGCCCCAGGACUUAAGAACCGAUUCCACGUUUUUCUUUAUUCUAAACUUGGCCAGGCGCUUCUCGCAGCAGUAUUAACAUUUGUGGAAAGUUCGAGAGAGGGGCACACUGUCUUCUUCCUUUGCAGGGGAUUCUGGAAUUUCCUGGAGCUUGAAUGUGUGUGUGUGUUUGUGUGUAUAUGUUUCUUUCCAUUCCGUUUACAAUUCUGUUUUUGUGGAAGCAUUCCAAGCACAUUUGACCUUUCUGAGUUGUACAUGGCAAAAAUUAUGCGUUGGAGAGAAAAGUGAAUAAUCUUUGGACCGUUGUA
Sphaerodactylus townsendi is the source of this 3223-nucleotide messenger RNA. RefSeq names its product chloride voltage-gated channel 6 (gene CLCN6). Gene Ontology annotation, molecular function: voltage-gated chloride channel activity. NCBI's taxonomy places the organism in Eukaryota, Metazoa, Chordata, Lepidosauria, Squamata, Sphaerodactylidae. The coding region runs from base 169 to 2538 and encodes 789 amino acids. Gene Ontology annotation, cellular component: intracellular membrane-bounded organelle; lysosomal membrane. The record is from RefSeq and is a predicted model, not a curated record. The transcript has 22 exons. Gene Ontology annotation, biological process: transmembrane transport; chloride transport.